This is a messenger RNA of Lolium perenne, 1381 nucleotides long. RefSeq names its product protein BZR1 homolog 3-like. Gene Ontology annotation, biological process: brassinosteroid mediated signaling pathway; DNA-templated transcription. NCBI's taxonomy places the organism in Eukaryota, Viridiplantae, Streptophyta, Magnoliopsida, Poales, Poaceae. The record is from RefSeq and is a predicted model, not a curated record. Gene Ontology annotation, molecular function: DNA-binding transcription factor activity.
ACACCUCGCCAGCAAAGUCGCCACCCCCUGCUCGCUGUGCAAGAGAAUGAUGCUCGGGGGAGGCAGCGGUGGCAUGGGCGGCGCGCCGUCGAGGGUGCCGACCUGGAGGGAGCGCGAGAACAACCGCCGCCGCGAGCGCCGCCGCCGCGCCAUCGCCGCCAAGAUCUUCUCCGGCCUGCGCUCCCAGGGCAACUACACCCUCCCCAAGCACUGCGACAACAACGAGGUGCUCAAGGCGCUCGCCGACGAGGCCGGGUGGACCGUCGAGCCAGACGGCACCACCUACCGCAAGGGUUGCAAGCCUCUUCUAGCAGUGCGCACCGGACCGCCGACCCCGAGCCCGUGCUCAUCGCAGCAGGUGAGCCCGCGGGCGUCCUUCCGCUCCAGCGGCUCCUCGCACAUCACACUGGGCGGCGGCGGCGGCAGCGGCAGCGGCGGCUACUUUGGGGGCGUGGAUGGCGGCUCCCUCGUCCCGUGGCUCAAGAACCUCUCCUCCGGCCCCAGCUUCGCGUCCUCCUCCAAGUACUCCUACUUCGACGGCGGCUCCAUGAGCGCGCCGGUGACCUCGCCGUCCGGCUCGCCGCCGCGCAUGCCCCUGCCCCAGCUCAGCACCGGCUGGGGGGUGUACCCGGUCCAGGCCGUGCCGCCACGCCGGUACGACUACUCCAUGCCUAACUCCGCCAGGCCGUCAAGCCCCAGGGUCGCCCCUGACCCGAACUGGCUCUCCGGGUUCAGCAUCUCGUCGACGGGGCCUUCGUCCCCGGCCUACAACCUCAUUGCUCAUCCUCCGAACCCCUUCGGAACCGCCACCGCGCCAUCUACGAGGGUGCACACCCCGGCGCUGAGCGGGGCGUGCUCACCCGUGGCCGAGGGCGACGGCCCGAUGGGCUACAGCGCGGCGGAAGGCGCCUUCGAGUUCGGGAGCGACGAGGGGCUGCUGAACGCGUGGCAUGGGGAACACAUCGAAGAGGAGCCCGACGAGGACGAGCUGGAGCUAAGGCUCACCCUCGGCCGCAAGAAGUCCCGCGGCGCCGCCGCCGGCGCGGCAGACAACGCCUGAGUCCGAUCGUCAGAGGAAGGAGAGAAAGAAAGAGAUGGAAGCCAUCACCAGGAAUUUCAUUUCCUCAGAUUUUGCCGUGGCAGACUAUAUCCGUCCGUCGUCUGAACUUCAGUUACUUCGGUUUAUCACCAACUAUAUCGUCGUCAAACUUUAGCCUUUUUUACAAUUUUCUCUCUUUAUUUAUUUUCUAUAUAAGAUAUCGAUACUAUAAAACAUGGCCUUAGGCCUGAGGGAAGGGAACCCCGUUGUGUUCCUCAAUCGUGAUCAUCAGACAGUCAAAUUAUAUUUAUUAUUAUAUAAUCAGAUAUACAUGUCGAUUAA